Chelmon rostratus (copperband butterflyfish) is the source of this 4688-nucleotide messenger RNA. It is a transcript of the gene esrra, whose product is annotated as estrogen-related receptor alpha. The record is from RefSeq and is a predicted model, not a curated record. The transcript is spliced from 8 exons. Gene Ontology annotation, biological process: regulation of DNA-templated transcription. Gene Ontology annotation, molecular function: steroid binding; DNA-binding transcription factor activity; zinc ion binding. Gene Ontology annotation, cellular component: nucleus. Lineage: Eukaryota; Metazoa; Chordata; Actinopteri; Chaetodontiformes; Chaetodontidae. The coding region runs from base 347 to 1648 and encodes 433 amino acids.
GACGAGAAUUUAUAACACCAGUGUACGGAACCGAACAGGCGGAUACGAGGCUGUGUCGCCGGUCGUUGUUAUCGCCGUGUUGCUCGAUAACGUAAUGCGAUGUGAGGAACCCAGCGACGCCUGGACAACAACGUCAAACCGGUGAAACCGACAGUGGACUUGCCAGCCGCAAAGACUUGACUGACUUCAGAUAAAAAAAACAAAAAAACACAACCCUGCGAUGUUUGUGCAUUUCCCAGUGUCCUGAGAACUGCACACUUCAACCGAAAGCAAUAGCACUUCAUUGAGCUACCACCGGGAGUUCCAGAUAUAUAGGCUUCGAACUCCAGCUCAGCAAACAGACAUCAUGUCUUCCAGGGAGCGUCGGUCAGAUGUCUACAUUAAGGCCGAACCCAGCAGUCCAGAGGGAGGUGGGGGAGGUCGGACCAGCCCCGGUGGGGCCUCCUCAGACUCCUCUCAGAGUGGAGGUGGAGGAACCAGAGGAGAUGGCACUAAGCGUUACUCCCCGCCACUGUACACACCAGCUCUGCGUUGCCACUUCAAAGAUGAGGGUGGUGAUGGGGCAGAGGAGGGCUCCACUGGAAACGGAGCCGGGCGAUGCAAGUACGCCCUGAGCACACUUCCCAAGAGGCUGUGUUUAGUAUGCGGGGACGUGGCCUCAGGUUACCAUUACGGCGUGGCAUCAUGUGAGGCCUGCAAAGCAUUCUUCAAGAGAACCAUCCAAGGCAACAUUGAAUACAGCUGUCCAGCAUCGAAUGAGUGUGAGAUUACCAAGAGGCGCAGAAAGGCUUGUCAGGCAUGCCGCUUCACAAAGUGCCUCAAAGUAGGCAUGCUGAAAGAGGGAGUUCGUCUUGACAGGGUCAGAGGUGGAAGGCAGAAGUACAAAAGGCGGCCAGAAGUGGAGAAUGCAACAUACCAGAGUGCCCCUCUACCACUGACAAAGGAGAGUGAAAAAGGUUCCUCCAACAUCAUUGUGUCCCACCUUCUCGUGGCAGAGCCAGAAAAGUUAUUUGCCAUGCCUGACCCUCUGCAGCCCGACACAGCCCAGCGCACGCUCACCACCCUUUGUGACCUUGCUGACCGCGAACUGGUCGUCAUCAUUGGUUGGGCCAAACACAUUCCUGGCUUCCUGUCACUGUCCCUAGCAGACCAGAUGUCCGUGCUGCAGUCAGUGUGGCUGGAGGUGCUGGUGCUGGGUGUAGCGUACCGCUCGCUCGGCUGCGAGGACGAGGUGGUGUUCGCAGAGGAUUUUGUCCUUGAUGAGGAAAUGUCACGUGUUGCUGGACUGACAGAGCUAAAUGCAGCAAUUAGUCAACUUGCUCGCCGUUUCCGUGCACUAAAUGUGGACCGGGAGGAAUUUGUCAUGCUAAAAGCCAUCGCACUCACUAACUCAGACUCUGUUUACAUCGAGGACAUGGAGGCUGUGCAGAAGCUGCGGGACCUCCUCCACCAGGCCCUGCUGGAGCUGGAAUGUCAGCGGCGCCCAGACGACCCCCAGCGGGCAGGCCGUCUUCUUUUAACUUUGCCUCUCCUCCGACAAACUGCUGGUCGUGCUCUGACCACCUUCUACAGCAUCAAGACCCGUGGUGGUGUACCCAUGCACAAACUAUUCCUGGAGAUGCUGGAAGCCAUGAUGGACUCUCCCUAGAGCAGAAAGCAGCAGAAGUAAAGAAGAUGCAGAGAAAGAUCCAACACAGACCUAGUCUUUAUGAGUGGAUGAGGGGUUUGUGAGAAGUGAAAGAUUUUAUUAGAGAAUUAAUAAUGAGGAAAAUGUUCCUUUCUCCAUAGGCUACAUGAAGAAAGGAAAAGAAUAUGAGAAAAGAAAAACCUUGUAUUCAUGUCCCUACGUGGGAAUAGGUUAUUUACAGUAAGAUGUAACUGCCAAACUUCAGUAAAAGGCUCCGAGAGUGAAAACAUGUGACAUGAAUGCCAGAAAAUAUCUCAGUUUCAACUGUUUUCAUGGCGUGUUCCAUCACAGCAUCGAUCUGCAGUUGCAUAUCCACUGAAGAACAACAUUUAGGUACCCGAGAACAGACUGCAAUCAUGUGGCUUUUGAACUUUUUAAAAAUAAUGCAACAUCUGCUCAUAAAAGCCAUAAUAACAUAUCCAGUGAAAGGCUUGAGGGUCCAGUAUAUGGUCAGAUUGACAUGCACAUGCAGAGCUUGUAUUUACUAUAGUUUAGUGUGCCGUUGUAGGCAAAUUCAUAGGAAUUACUUGCAAUAUGUUAAAAGCAAUAUAACGACUCGAUUAUUGUCUGUCACAUUUAAAAUGUGGAUAAAAUGGUGAGACAUUAGCUGUGUGCGUGUAUAUCAGUAGUUCUCUGCUCUCAGGACCCCUAGUGUUGCUUUUUUUAAUGCUAACUUCUAGCAGAGACUGGUUUAAAGUCUGGUAAGAGAGAAAACUACCAGCACUUCUGGGGUCAAAUGCUGGAGUUGGGAACCACUGGUGUACAUAGUAGGUGCAGGAUUCUUUAUAAAAGGCUGUGCAAUCGAUUUGUAGUCCAGGAGACAUGCAUAUGAGGAUUGUGUGCUCGUAAAAUGCUCUACUUGGAAGGUAAUAUAUUCAGUGUUGUAUGUAAAUCCUAUUGGCACACAAAAAACUGGCUUCCAUACAAGCAGGCGUGUGCGUUCCGUGUGCAGUCUAAACCAAUGAGCUACACUGAGAUCAGGGAAGAACACAACUCUUUGACAUUAAAGCCUGUGUGGCAACAACAGUGGUUGGAAAAGAAUUGCAUAUGCCUCAUCUGCUUUUUUAUACUGUCCUCCUCCACUAGAUCUAACCACUAUUUUUGACUCCAGCAGCUGUGCUGUCCAGAAAUAAUGGUCUGACCUGUUUGAUUUGUGGUCUAACACUAACCCAUGUAAUUGAUAGGUGUAUGAUGAGAUUUUGCUGCAUUUUCUGCAGUAGUGAAGAGCGUUGCAUAAAAGAUCUCAGUUGUUUCAAUGUGAGAUCCCUCCUUUGUGUACGUACAUCUGUUGAACUUUAACUUGUAAGGGGCCGUAUUGGGCUCAGGACAAGAAGAAAUGGAACAUAUGCAACAUCUUCCUUUUGGAUGUUGAGACUUUAUGUGACAGCAUCCUGAAAGUCCUACUCAUUGUUCAGCAGGUUUGUAUACUUACAAUAGAAAUUCUCAUUGUAGGAAGCUUCACAUGCAAUGCAAGGCUACAGCGUCUGAUGUCAAAAUCAGAUCCGUAAAUAUAAUAUUUAGUGGCCAAAGGGCCGUUCAUCUUUUAGCCAUGUACAGUUCCAUUUAAAUAAACAUGCAAUUUAUAGUGAAAGAUAAUAAAGCCAGCAAAUGUGAUACAAAUUCCCCAUUACGAUUAUAUUUGUGCAGCUUACAGUGUUCAGAAGUUUGUAAAGACUUGAAACUUGCUUUUUCAUACAUUUUCCUUUCUAGGAUUUAAGGGUAUUUUAUUUACAAUGUGACACUGUUGUGGGUUUGGUAUUGAAAUGAAGCUUUCCAUUCAGGAUAUUAUGAAUACUAAUUUUUUUUUUUUUUUUUUUUUAAUGUAAGCAGUGGUGUGUUUUCUGAAGCUAAUUGUCAUUUUAGGGAUCAAUAUACAUGGCUCUAUAGAUUUAGCAGCAUGGUGAGGCUACAGAGGGCUACCUCAGGAGGCAGAGUAAGCCAGAUGGCCAAAUAACUGUGGAGAUAAAUGUAAUUGUUGAUCUUUUGAUUUGUCAAGUUGAAUAUUGGGUUUAUUGAAUGUCUUGCAGUUGCGCAAACACCUGAGAUCAUUUUUUUCCUUUGUUUUCAUAACUUUAAGGUGUAAAUGGCUCAUUAAUCAUAAGAUGCCCCAUGGUACAAAGUAUCUCUCACUGGGGGGGUAAGCCUACACUUCGUAUGGUUUCACAGGAAUAAUGUUGCAGCUUGGAAACGCGGGAGGUCAUUUAUGGAGGUUCAAAAUGAAAACAGUUCAACUUGAGACCCCCAGGUGUUAUAUUAGCAGCAGUGUGGAGCAGGGACUGAUAUCUCUGACUACCGAUUCACCUGUUUGGUGAUUCAUAGGUUACGACUUGCAUAUUCUUGUCAUCUAAAAACGUUUUUUGGUCUCUGAUUUGUUUACUAAUGUCAUUUGUCAAAUAGUAAACAGAAUUCUGAAGCAGACAAAUAUCUUGAAACCUGGGUGGAGUUAGAGCUGUUCAAGUUUCUUCACAGUAACUUGGUCAUUUACACAAAGGUAGAGUUUUCGUUAGCAUACAACUAUGUUUAUUUUAGGUACGUCAGGUUAAGGUGAAGGAAAGGUCAUUUACAGUGUCACUGUUAAAAUUAUACAGUCAUUUGUAGUUUUAUUAAAUAUGUGCGCAUUAAUAUAAAUGAGCAAUACAAUAAAUUACCAAACCUCACAUUUCCUUGUAUAGCCACAGUGUACAUUUAACAUUGCCAGUUAUAAUGAAGAAUAGCAACUAAACGUUAUAUUAUUUAGAAGUUCAAAUCAAUGUUUGUAUUUUGAAAGACUAUUUAAAUGAUUAAAUUCUAUUUUUUACUCAAUUUACCGUUGUUUGUUGACACUGCUUUAUUUUUGUGUGUGAUAUUGGCUGUGAAUUUCUGUGUGUAGGCUUUUUUUUUUCUUGUUUGUUUCAUUUAGAUAAAACAGUUUGAUGUCCUUGUCUAAACAUGUCCACAUAAAAAUCACUGUGAAAAAAGUGAGAUCUUCCACUGUCUGACGCAGCAGGGAGUGGAUAAUUGU